This is a messenger RNA of Physcomitrium patens, 1721 nucleotides long. RefSeq lists its product as uncharacterized. The record is from RefSeq and is a predicted model, not a curated record. Lineage: Eukaryota; Viridiplantae; Streptophyta; Bryopsida; Funariales; Funariaceae. Gene Ontology annotation, cellular component: membrane.
GACGAUUUCCAGCGCGAGAGCGCGCGCGUUUGUGCGGAAGGAACGAAGAACGAUUCUCGGCUCAAAGCAACGUGCCGGUUAAGAAGAAAGUGAGAAAGUUUAGGACCUUUACUCGGCUUGCUGCUGCUGUUGAUGUUGUUGCCGUUGCUUGUUGGAGCCUCCCUGCUGCUUUGAGAUGGCCUGGAGCGGUUUGAAGUUUGGUACGGUCGUCUGCAAGGGCAUCGGAGGAGCGUGCGCCCAGCUCGUGUUUGGUGGUUGAUGUCCACGUUUAUGCGUUAAUAUCAUCUCGAUGUCUAAUUCUCAAUGCCAAAGCAGUACAAUCUUUAUCUGGUACAUUCUGAGAAGCUCUUUUUAAUCCGAAAGUGGAAUCGGUGUUUGGCGUUAGCGGCAAUGCCUUCGGAUGAGUGCACGGCAUCGUCGUGCAUUUGCCUUUCAUGCCAGGGUCCUAAUCCAAUGAUUGCUCGAUACAUUUAUGGCAUUCUGUUUCUUCUCACCAACAUACUGGCCUGGACUACUCGUGAUUACAGUCAAAGAGCUCUCACCGAUCUUCAUCAUCUAAAAAGAUGCGAAGACGAUGCAAACUGUCUGGGCUCAGAAUCUGUACUCCGCCUUAGUUUUGGGUGUUUCAUGUUUUUCUUUGUGAUGUUUAUGACAACAGUGGGGACAUCUAGAAAAGACGAUCCCAGAGAUAGAUGGCAUUCUGGAUGGUGGCCUGUGAAGAGCAUUUUGUGGAUCACUUUCACAAUCGUGCCUUUUUUCUUGCCCUCGGUCGUCAUCCAGUUAUAUGGAGAAAUUGCAAGGUUUGGCGCGGGGAUUUUCUUGCUUGUCCAAUUGUUAAGUAUAAUUAAUUUUGUAUAUCUUUGGAAUGAAAGUUGGAUGUCUCCUGAGCAUGAGCGACAAUGUUAUAUUCCAUUGGUGGUGGUCCCAAUGACUUGCUAUAUUUUAACUUUUAUUGGAUUAGUAUUGAUGUACGUGUGGUUCACUCCACACGUCACAUGUAGACUAAAUAUUUUCUUCAUUACUUGGACCAUGAUUUUGGUUAUUGUAAUGACAAUUAUUUCAUUGCAUGCCAAGGUUAAUGCAGGUUUAUUAACUUCAGGUGUUAUGUCCCUCUACCUUAUAUUUCUUUGUUGGUCUGCUAUUAUGAGUGAGCCCUUGUCUGCAUCUUGUAAUACAAGAGAACGUCAAACUGGCAAGGCUGAUUGGCUUACUAUUAUUAGUUUUUUGAUUGCAUUUUUAGCCAUAGUGUUUGCCACAUAUACCACUGGCAUUGAUUCUGAGGCUUUCUCGUUCAAGAAAAAAGAUGAAUCAAAAGAUGAUGGAAGUUUGCCUUAUAGUUAUGGAUUCUUCCACUUUGUUUUUGCAUUGGGUGCAAUGUACCUUGCUAUGUUAUUUGUGGGUUGGAAUCUACACCAAACCAUGCACAAAUGGAGUAUUGAUAUUGGUUGGGCUAGUGUAUGGGUAAAAAUUGUCAAUCAAUGGCUUGCUGCUAUAAUAUAUGGUUGGACAAUGAUCGGACCUUUUGUACUCAAGAAUAGAGACUUUAGUUCAUGAAAUGUCCUCAAUACUUUGAAUUAAACAUGGUUGGUUGUAUGUUGUAGACAUCUUUAGAGUCUCAAUUUGCUAAUCAAUGAGAUUGUACUUAGGUGGUUUUUAUUCUUUGAUUUUGUGGGUAAUAUUUAAAUAAAAAAUAAAAAAUACAAAAAAAUCCAACUCCUUGA